AUCAAGGUGUACAUAAUAAUUGUAUUUAAAAAUAAACCUCGAAAUAAAUCAAAUCAAAUAAAGAAAUUAUUGUAAAGAAUGUGGCACGUACUUUUCAAUUAUUGUGCAAACAUAGUUUGUACUCUUCUCUGCCUAUUUCUUGUACGCAUUUUUAUUGUUUAUCAGAGGAUACAUAAACCGAUGAAAAUAAUGCCGCGUGCAAAUUCUAACCCAGCGAAACUGAUGGUGGUUUUAGGUUCUGGUGGCCAUACAUUUGAGAUGCUACAUCUUUUGAAGCAUAUAGGACCCAAAUUCAGGCCUAGAAUUUAUAUUAUUGCCGAUUCAGAUAUUUUGAGUGAAAAAAAAGUUUUAUCUCUGGAAACUAUGCCCGUAACGGAUGCGUACACAAUUGAAAAGAUACCACGUAGCAGAGAAGUGGGCCAAUCAUGGAUUUCAUCAGUCAUGACUACAUUCGUCUCAUUUUUGAAGUGCCUUCAACUAGUCUUCAAACAUAAGCCAGAUGCUAUCCUCAACAAUGGGCCGGGCACCUGUGUUCCUGUAUGUGUCGCAGCAUUUCUGUCUCAUGUCCUGGGUGUGAAACACAUAAAGAUCAUUUAUGUGGAAAGCAUCUGUCGAGUCAAAACCAUGUCCUUAUCGGGUAAAAUACUGUACCCCAUCGCCGAUUACUUUCUGGUGCAAUGGCCGCAGCUGAAAGAGAAAUAUCCUCGCUCCAGAUAUCUCGGGAAGUUGAUGUAAGAACUCCGUUCAAUCGAAGAAGUGCAAAGUGCUCUAAGGACCUUUA
Messenger RNA from Uloborus diversus, 781 nucleotides. It is a transcript of the gene Alg14, whose product is annotated as UDP-N-acetylglucosamine transferase subunit ALG14 homolog. NCBI's taxonomy places the organism in Eukaryota, Metazoa, Arthropoda, Arachnida, Araneae, Uloboridae. Bases 79 to 735 code for a protein of 218 amino acids. The transcript has 5 exons. The record is from RefSeq and is a predicted model, not a curated record. Gene Ontology annotation, biological process: dolichol-linked oligosaccharide biosynthetic process. Gene Ontology annotation, cellular component: UDP-N-acetylglucosamine transferase complex.